AGCUCUCCAUACGUGAGAGAACAGAAAGCACACGCAAUUCACAAUCACUUUCUCGUGCACAGUUAUUAUAAAUUUGAGCCAAGAGAAGCAUGCAUGCAUAUCAAUAUCCACAAAAGAAAAUGAAUUCUUUGGAUAUUACUACAGUUGAGAAGCCUCAUGCAGUUUGUAUUCCUUACCCAGCUCAAGGCCACAUAACUCCAAUGCUCAAACUAGCAAAGGUUCUCCAUUUCAAGGGUUUUCACAUCACUUUCGUCAACACAGAGUUUAACCACAAACGUCUUCUCAAAUCCCGGGGUGCAGAUUCCCUCAACGGUUUCCCUUCCUUUCGCUUCGAAACCAUCCCUGACGGUCUACCAGAGUCUGAUGUAGACGCCACACAGGAUACACCUACCCUGUGUGAGUCCCUUAGAAAAACUUGCUUGGUUCCAUUUAGGAACCUCCUUGCCAAACUCAACCACUCCAGACAUGUCCCUCCUGUUAGUUGCAUAGUUUCUGACGGUGUCAUGAGCUUCACCUUAAUUGCUUCAGAAGAACUAGGCAUUCCUGAGGUCUUCUUUUGGACCAUAAGCGCUUGUGGGCUCUUGUGUUACCUUCACAAUGGUCAACUCGUCAAAAAGGGCCUCGUACCCCUCAAAGCAGACUCGAGUUAUAUGACAAAUGGAUAUUUGGAGACUGCCAUCGAUUGGUUACCUGGCAUCAAAGAAAUUUUGUUGAGAGAUUUCCCAAGCUUCUUCAGAACCAUAGACCCACAUGAUAUUAUGCUGCAAGUUUUGCAGGAAGAGUGUGGGAGAGCUAAGCAUGCUUCUGCAAUCAUUUUGAACACAUUUGAGGCUUUAGAGCAUGAUGUUUUGGAGGCACUAUCGUCCAUGUUGCCUCCUGUGUACCCCAUUGGUCCCUUAACUUUACUCUUGAAUCAUGUCACGGAUGAGGACUUGAAAACAAUUGGGUCGAACCUUUGGAAGGAAGAUAGAGAGUGUCUAAAAUGGCUUGACACCAAUGAACCCAAGUCAGUAAUUUAUGUGAACUUUGGGAGCAUCACAGUCAUGACUAAUCAUCAAUUGAUUGAGUUUGCUUGGGGACUUGCUAACAGUGGCAAAACCUUUCUGUGGGUCAUUAGGCCUGAUCUUGUGGACGAAAACACGAUUCUUCCUUACGAGUUUGUGUUGGAGACUAAAGAUAGAGGUCAAUUGUCAGGUUGGUGUCCCCAAGAGGAAGUGCUAGCACACCCUGCAAUUGGAGGGUUCUUGACACACAGUGGUUGGAAUUCAACAAUUGAGAGUUUGUGCAAUGGAGUGCCAAUGAUAUGUUGGCCUUUCUUUGCGGAGCAACCGACUAAUUGUCGAUUCUGUUGCAAGGAAUGGGGUGUUGGGAUGCAGAUAGAAGGUGAUGUUACGAGGGAUAGAGUUGAGAGGCUUGUGAGGGAGUUGAUGGAGGGGCAGAAGGGGAAAGAGUUGACCAUGAAAGCCUUGGAAUGGAAGAAACUGGCAGAAGAUGCCACCAUUCUCAAAGAGGGCUCUUCAUUUCUUAAUUAUGAUAAUAUGGUUCGUCAAGUUCUUUUGAGUGACAACUUGAAAUCAACUUAAACAAGUUCAGUAUGGACUUUGGAUUUCAUGUGUAGUGUCAUAUCUCUCAGCUCCUUUGAAAGAUGCAAAGCGAGCUAAUACAAGUCUAGUCUAAUAUUUGUGACCACAUAUAUGAGUAGUCUGUGUGUCUGUCUUGUUUGUGAUUAUCAAGUUUACAUGUCAAUACUAUUUCAUAAACAUAUCAUCUGAUUGUUUUCCACUCUAGAUAAUAUAUAAAAUCUUGUUGACGAUUU
Molecule: messenger RNA, 1816 nt
Organism: Glycine soja
Lineage: Eukaryota; Viridiplantae; Streptophyta; Magnoliopsida; Fabales; Fabaceae
Product: 7-deoxyloganetin glucosyltransferase-like
Exons: 2
Coding region: 90-1583 (497 amino acids)
Molecular function (GO): UDP-glycosyltransferase activity
Source: RefSeq, a predicted model, not a curated record